AUGGACAGUGAGGAAGACAGUGAGGACAGCUCGGAAGACAGUGAUGACUCUACGGAUUCCUCUGAGACGGAAUCAUCCGAUUCCGAGUCCUCCGAUACGGAUUUGUGCGAGACGGAACCAUUCAAAAAGGAAUCGUUCACAAUGGUGCAAACGAUCCAUGAAGACAAAGUGAUCAAUUUUGAUAUGGACAACGGUAGCCUGCUCAAAGGCCUCGGCCAUAACUCGGUGGGCGUCCGCCUUGCUCGCAUUUAUGAGGUUUUGGAAGAAUUCAUUGAGUUUCAAAAAAAAAAAACGAAACGUUUCAGGAAAGAGAAAAGGAGAAAAAGGAAAAGGCCGAGUGUAAAGGUAAUCAAAGAGGAAGGAACGAUUUUUCCAUUGGUAGGAAGCGUAAACAAUUUUCAGAUAAGAUUAAAUGUUCAUUUUUAGGAGCUAUUCUUCAAAUUGAUGAGGAAGAUUCGAACGAGAAAAAUGCGAAACCGCAAAACGACCGUUUGGAUGAAAAUGACAAUACUACCAACGGAGACAAUGAUGAGAGAGGUGCCUCUAAAAAAAAAUGUUAG
Caenorhabditis sp. 36 PRJEB53466 is the source of this 560-nucleotide messenger RNA. NCBI's taxonomy places the organism in Eukaryota, Metazoa, Nematoda, Chromadorea, Rhabditida, Rhabditidae. The record is from the annotation of a GenBank genome assembly.